Hypoxylon trugodes is the source of this 1226-nucleotide messenger RNA. RefSeq lists its product as uncharacterized. Bases 7 to 219 code for a protein of 70 amino acids. NCBI's taxonomy places the organism in Eukaryota, Fungi, Ascomycota, Sordariomycetes, Xylariales, Hypoxylaceae. The record is from RefSeq and is a predicted model, not a curated record. The transcript has a single exon.
AACCGAAUGAGAGUUAGCAGAAAUCGUACUUCGACUGUGAUGACCAAGUUUAUCACCUUUUCUUUUCUAUUAGCACUUCAAAUCUGCUUUCUAUCAUGCUUACUUCGUCGUUGCGAAUCAGUCGCUCCCGACUCCUCACAGCAGCCAGAUCGACGGCAAGCGGAAGCACUCCACUACGAACGCCCCGCUUAUAAUGUUUCUUAUCUUUAUGAUGCCUAGAAGAACUAAGGUCUGAUGAUACACCCUCUCGGUAAUACUCUCUUUGCGCCUAGGGAAAGACGAGACUCCCAGAGGAAAUCAUGAGAGUAGAACGUGUAUCGAAGUAAGGGGAGCCAAGGACUGAUAUAUAUUCGACAAAUAGCCCAUGUCUCUUGGCUGCCGGUGAACGUUCGUACAGAGUACUGGGAGCUGAAAAGGGGUGUUUUAGGAUCAAGGGGAUCCGUUCGGAAAUAGCCAUCGGGUCAGGGAUCUUCUUCGAGGUAGGACAGAUUAAAAUGAAAUAGUAAUUAAUAACAGGGACGAGGGUACCUGGAAGCCAAUGGAUUUAGUAUAUACCUCUAUAACCGUAAGCAUAUCCAAUAUGCUCUCUCGCAACUUGGUCCUUCACCUAGAAAGUGAUGAGUUUCGAUAUCUCGAGGGUUUGUUAGAUUACCUAGGUAUCGAGCACUCAUGUAGUGCUUAGGUAGAUACUUGGGUACACAGCAGAUUCUCUCAAUUCGAUAGGCUGUGAAGUAGUAUUUAGAAGAUAUGUGAAUGCCGUAGGAUCCGGCAAGGUGAGGGUCAAGAGGUUACAUGCAUACGCCAUAUUGUUGGAUGCUGAGUGGUGAAGUCGUACUAAGGAUCUGAGACUUAUAAGCAUAAUUGAGAUCGCGAUGUCGUAUGUUAGUUUGCCUAUUCCGGGAUAUGCGAGCUUCCUAUCGCUGUCAAGUUGUACCAAUGGUUCUCGGAGAAUGAAGAAGGGUUCAUAGGAGGUUAUACAUAGGUUCGGAGAGUUUGAUCUGAGUCAAUGAUUAUUAAACAAGUCGCGAGUAGAUUUAAAAAUAAAAAUACAGAAAUAGGGGAAACGCAAAGUGAUACCAUCGCCCAUGAUGGUGUGUAAUGACGGUGAGCCGGAAGCGAUGGUUGUCGGUAGCACGCAAGAUUCGCGUGGAAGCAACCAGGAUCUGACAAUCGCUACCAUCAGAUAAGAUGAGGCGACGGCAUGAAAUUGGAGAGCGUAUCGCUUU